AUGGUUUCUGAGGCGAAGGAAGAGCCUAUGAGGACUUUUGCGGAAAGCUGGGCACGGAAGAGGGAGAUAAGAGAAUCUAUAAGAUUCUUCGGAUGCGGGAAAAAUACACGAGAUUUAUUCCAAGUCAAAUGCAUUAAGGCUGCUGACGGUGUAUUUCUGGUGGAAGAUGCAGAGAUAAAGGCACGUUGGAAAGAAUAUUUCAACAAACUUUUCAAUGUAGGGGGAAACACCCCCUCAGUCAAUCUUGUGGGCUCUAAUGAACCUGUGGACCCGUCCGAGGAGGCCAUCCGUGACAUCCAUGAAAGCGAGGUAAGAGAGGCCCUAAGAGGAACAAAAACAGGGAAGGUGUUGGAACCUGAUACCAUCCCUAUCCAGGUGAGGAAGUGCCUAGGAGAUUAA
Molecule: messenger RNA, 399 nt
Organism: Papaver somniferum (opium poppy)
Lineage: Eukaryota; Viridiplantae; Streptophyta; Magnoliopsida; Ranunculales; Papaveraceae
Exons: 1
Coding region: 1-399 (132 amino acids)
Source: RefSeq, a predicted model, not a curated record